Molecule: messenger RNA, 663 nt
Organism: Soboliphyme baturini
Lineage: Eukaryota; Metazoa; Nematoda; Enoplea; Dioctophymatida; Soboliphymatidae
Source: the annotation of a GenBank genome assembly
UCUGAUUUGCAGUCAGCUUUCAUUGAACUCGGCAUGGUCAACGUAAUUGCUGAGUGGCUUAAACUGUUGCCAGACAAAAGUCUUCCUUCUCUGGAAGUUCGUACGGAAUUGUUGAAAGUUCUCGAACUGUUUCCGACUUUGGACCACCAGAUUUUACGAUCAUCUGGUAUCGGCAAAGUAGUGAUGAUGCUUCGUAAACACCCGAAAGAGACUAAAGAUAAUCAGAAUCGAGCUCGACGAUUAAUAAAUGAAUGGGCACGUCCAAUUUUCAACCUUCCAUCCGAUUACCGAUCAAUUACUAAGGAAGAACGAAUGCAAAGCGACUACGAACGUAUGCCGCCAACAAAAAGAGGUCGACCUAGUAGCGAUAUGGAGGAGACUUUUGUUAAACUAACCGAAGAAACGGACGGCGACGAGACGAAGAAACCAUUAAAACCUGGUGAUAAAGGAUGGAUUAGCAGAGCUAGGGUUCCACGCCCUGAAAUGAAAGAUUACGUCAUCCGACCGAAAUGGAAUGUCGAAGCGCAGUUUCAAAAGCUGAAUUCGAAAAACUCGAAGACCUUGCUUGAACGCAAGGUUCAGGAAAUUAGACAGCGGAUCCGACCGAAGAAAGCAUUGCAUGCAAUCACUUUUCCACAAAAAAGUCGUAUCUUGGACUUCUGA